This is a messenger RNA of Pan troglodytes (chimpanzee), 17504 nucleotides long. RefSeq names its product ankyrin repeat domain 16 (gene ANKRD16). The transcript is spliced from 8 exons. The coding region runs from base 572 to 1657 and encodes 361 amino acids. Gene Ontology annotation, molecular function: protein binding. NCBI's taxonomy places the organism in Eukaryota, Metazoa, Chordata, Mammalia, Primates, Hominidae. The record is from RefSeq and is a predicted model, not a curated record.
CCAGGAACGCCGGCCCCCAGGGGCUGGAGGCUGGGGCGGCCCUGAGGACGCGUGCGGGGCAGGUCACGCUUGGGCCUGGCUGCCUCAGGAGCCACCCUGCACGGCGCCGGGCGAGGCUGUGCGCGCCCUCCUGGACCCUCCACUUUGGGGCUUUGCGGUGUAGCGGCGCGCCCCACUCCCUCUCAUGUUCAGUCCCGAAUCACGUACGGGCCGCUGCAGCUCCAGGACGGCGGACGCCAGCGCUCUCGGAUCCCCAGGCCCCUCCGUGCUCAUCCCGGACCGCUCCGUCCCUGAGGAAAAACCGCCCCGUGCCCGGGACCGCGGCUUCUCCCACGCGGGGCAGGCCGGGGUUGUGAGGGGGCAGCCCGCCUGCGGACUAGGCCGGGGGUGUGAGGAGGCGGCUCUGCCGGGGACAAAGCCGGGGGCGUGAGGGGCGGUUCUGCCGGGUUCGGGGCGCGCGGGGCAGGUUGCGUGAAGAGGCGGAAAGUCCCACUCGCCCUCGGCUUCUCCCUGCCCGGCCGCCGGUGUCCCGCCCGCCGCCGCCCCGCGCAGCCCGGCCCGACCCGCGGCGAUGGCCCAGCUCGGGGACCCGCGGCGCCUCUGCAGGCUGGUGCAGGAGGGCCGGCUGCGCGCCCUGAAGGAGGAGCUGCAGGCGGCUGGGGGCUCCCCGGGGCCGGCCGGGGAUACCCUCCUGCACUGCGCCGCGCGCCACGGGCAUCGGGACGUGCUGGCCUAUCUGGCCGAGGCCUGGGGCAUGGACAUCGAGGCCACCAACCGAGACUACAAGCGGCCUCUGCACGAGGCGGCCUCCAUGGGCCACCGAGACUGCGUGCGCUACCUGCUGGGCCGGGGGGCAGCGGUCGACUGCCUGAAGAAGGCCGACUGGACUCCUCUGAUGAUGGCCUGCACAAGGAAGAACCUGGGGGUGAUCCAGGAGCUGGUGGAACAUGGCGCCAAUCCGCUCCUGAAGAACAAAGAUGGCUGGAACAGUUUCCACAUUGCCAGUCGAGAAGGCGACCCUCUGAUCCUCCAGUACCUGCUCACUGUUUGCCCAGGUGCCUGGAAGACAGAGAGCAAAAUUAGAAGGACUCCUCUGCAUACUGCAGCAAUGCAUGGCCAUUUGGAGGCAGUCAAGGUGCUUCUUAAGAGGUGCCAAUAUGAACCAGACUACAGAGACAACUGUGGCGUCACCGCCUUGAUGGACGCAAUCCAGUGUGGUCACAUCGACGUCGCUAGGCUGCUCCUCGAUGAACAUGGGGCUUGCCUUUCAGCAGAAGACAGCCUGGGUGCCCAGGCUCUGCACAGGGCAGCCGUCACAGGGCAGGACGAAGCCAUCCGAUUCUUGGUCUCUGAACUUGGCGUCGAUGUAGAUGUGAGAGCCACAUCAACCCACCUCACAGCACUUCAUUAUGCAGCUAAGGAAGGACAUACAAGUACAAUUCAGACUCUCUUAUCCUUGGGAGCUGACAUCAAUUCUAAAGAUGAAAAAAAUCGAUCAGCCCUGCAUCUGGCCUGUGCAGGUCAGCACUUGGCCUGUGCCAAGUUUCUCCUGCAGUCGGGACUGAAGGAUUCUGAAGACAUCACGGGCACCCUGGCUCAGCAGCUCCCAAGGAGAGCAGAUGUCCUUCAGGGCUCUGGCCAUAGCGCAAUGACAUAAGGAUGUUUCCAAGAGGAGGCAAUAAAGCGCAUGAGAUGCCUGCGUCAAUGCCUUCUAGGUCUGAAGAUGGUCCCGUUGUGCGGCUAUUUCACGUGUACAGGUGGGACUGAAAGAUCAGUCUGGGACUGCCCUCUUUCCCCUCAGCACACACAUGAGCAGCUUUGUGUUUGCAGCAGCUGCGUGGACGAUCAGCUUCCACUUGGCUUUGCUUCUGCCCUUACAAACCAGCUGAUGAUGAUGACACAGCAUGUUACACUGUUGUCCCCGGUUUUCCUAGAUUCCACGCACCUUUGUAAUAGAAACCGUGGUUACUGGAUGCCACUGCUGAAACUACUAAACACCCAGAGAUGGCAGUGAUUAUAAGAACAUUAAUCGUGGGCUGGGCGCGGUGGCUCAUGCCUGUAAUCCCAGCACUUUGGGAGGCUGAGGUGGGUGGAUCACCUGAGGUCAGGAGUUCAAGACCUGCCUGGCCAACAUGGUGAAACCCCGUUUCUUCUAAAAAUACAACAAUUAGCCCGGCGUGGUGGCAUGCGCCUAUAAUCCCAGCUACUUGGGAGGCUGAGGCAGGAGAAUCGCUUUAACUCCGGAGGCGGAGGUUGCAGUGAGCCGAGAUCGUGCCACUGUACUCCAGCCUGGGUGACAGAGCAAGACUCCAUCUCAAAACAAAACAAAAAAAUUAGCCUGGCAUGGUGGCAGGCGCCUGUAAUCCCAGUUACUUGAGAGGCUAAGGCAGGAGAAUCGCUUGAAUCUGGGAGGCAGAGGUUGCAGUGAGCCGAGAUUGCACUACUGCACUCCAGCCUGGGUGACAGAAUGAGACUCUGUCUCAAAAAAAAAAAAAAAAAAAAAACAUUAAUUGCAGCAAAGAGAGUAGCAAUAAUAGAAUAAUAACCAGAUGUUUCCAUGACAAUAAUAUAUGAAGAAUGCUCUGGCAAUGAUAACUAAUAUUUUUCUAUUACUCCCUAAUUAUAGUUACUUUACUCACCUCCUUUGGGUCUUUACCUACAAGCCACCUUCUCAGCGAGGCCUGCCCAGGCCACCCUAUCUAAAAUUGUGUCCUUUUCUUCAACAUUUGAUAUCUUCUUUCCCCAGUUUAUUUUUUCUUCUUAGCAUUUGCUAUUAGCAAAUGUACCAUAUAAUUUAUUUAUUUUGUUGAUUGUUUUUCUCCCCGACUGGUAUGCAGGCUCCUUGGACUGAUUUUUGUCAUUUAAAUUUAAAAUUAUUAUAUAGUUAAUGAAUGGGCGAUAAAAGCCCUUUAUGUGCAUUGAGCACUUAGUAAAUGCGAGAUAGUGUGCUAAGCCCUUACCUAGAUUGUCUCAUUUUGUCCUCUGACUCUGGCACCCUGCAGCCCCUUCUCAUUAUUAUUCCCUCUGGAGCAUCUUUUCCCAUACACACUUUCAUGAAGAGUCUCUACUUGAUACCCUCAGCUCAUAGGCACCUCCCACCCCCCGCAGUCUGGCGUCAUUGUUGCUGCUCUGUGCAGACUCUUCCUUUCAGAUACCAGUGACGUCCUGCUUGCCAUUUCAAGUGAUGUACUUUUAGCCCUUAGAUUACUGACCCUUUCAGUUCACUUACUGAUCACUACCCCUUCUGGACUCUUGCCACAUGCAAUAAUGCACUCCUGGGUUUUUCUUUCUGCCUUUUCCUUCUCUGCCUCUGCACUCCUCUGUCAGGCCGGCCCUCCGUGCUCAUGCGUACCAGCUUCUGUCUCCAGCAUCUCUGUCAUUCUGGGUUUUCUCCUGAAGCGUCGUCCGUGCCUCGGGUUUCAGCUACACCCUAAUGUCAGUAACACUCAGAUGUCUCUCUAGCCCUUACUUUCCACUGCCUGCUUACGUUUCUGCAUGGAUGUUCUGAGGCCAUCUCACAUUCAGUUUAUUCAAAACCCAGCCUUCCCCACAACCCACUGACAUACAGGCCUGCAUUCCUGCCUUGGUUGGUGGCAUCACAGCUCACCCAACCCGUGUUGGAAAGCUGGGGGUCAGUCAUGACUCCUCCCUCUUCAGGAGUCCCUGCAGAGGACAGCUGCUGGGCGGCUCUCUAAUCUGCCUGUUCCACACCAUCCCUACUGCGACUCCUGCCCAAGCUCUCUCACUCUCCUCCUAGAGAGUGGCAGCCAUGUCUUAAAUACACCUCUCCAAGUCCUCAAAUCCACCCUCCACAUGGCUGCCAGGGCGUUCUCACUAAUGUGACCAAGGGCAUUGAUUGCCAAUUGUGGCUUAACCUGCCUCCCAGAGCACGUACUACACUUGCCAGGAUUUCUGAUUGCCUCAACUAACACCCACUUCCACCAGGGCUGUCAGCUUGUCCUAAAAGCACACCCGCUCCCAUGGUGAGUGUGUGUUACUAAGCUCAAUCAAAGCAGAACUCUUGGCCAGGCGCGGUGGCUUACACCUGUAGUCCCAGUAUUAUGGGAGGCCGAGGCAGGCAGAUCACAAGGUCAGGAGAUCGAGACCAUCCUGGCCAACAUGGUGAAAUCCCGUCUUUACUAAAAAUACAAAAAUUAGCCAGGCGUGGUGGCACUCGCCUGUAAUCCCAGCUACUUGGGAGGCUGAGGCAGGAGAAUCGCUGGAACCCGGGAGUUGGAGGUUGCAGUGAACCGAGAUCACCACUGCACUCCAGCCUGGCAACAGAGCGAGACGCCGUCUCAAAAAAAAAAAAAGCAGAAGUCGCUGAAAAGAGAUGCAAAGAGGUAAAAAUUGUAAUGACCUGAAAAUAGCGAGGACCUAACAUAUAUUACCAAAAAAACUUACACGAGAAAAUACACAAGACAAGAGGGAAAGGAUCACAAAAUGGAAACGAGAUGGCAAAAGUCAGGCUAAAGAAGCUGGAGGGAACUAUAGGGAGGGUGCUCAGACAGUGAGAAGAGGGAGGAGCAAGCACUGAAUUUAAUUUAACCCGGGACGUUGCUAGAAUCCACCAGCAGGUGGCAGACCAGAAAAAUGUCCCUUUUAAUCUCCCAGACUUUUGUUUGUAAGGCCUAUUGUAAAAUACAGAAGAUAGUAAAGGAGAAAACAAAAAUAAUCUAUAGUUCCACCACCCAGAUGGAACCACUCUUAUUUUCCCUUAGUCUUUAAAAAUGCAUAUAGGGCUGAGCACGGUGGCCCCUACCUAUAAUCCCAGCACUUUGGGAGGCUGAGGCGGGCAGAUCACUUGAGGUCAGGAGUUCGAGACUAGCCUGGCUAAUAUGGUGAAACCCCAUCUCUGCUAAACAUAACAAAAAUUGUCCAGGCGUGCUGGGGACGGUGGCUCAUGCCUGUUAUCCCAGCACUUUGGGAGGCCGAGGCGGGCGGAUCAUGAUGUCUGGAGAUCGAGACCAUCCUGGCUAACACAGUGAAACCCUGUCUGUACUAAAAAUACAAAAAAGUUAGCUGGGCAUGGUGGCAUGCGACUGUAGUUCCAGCUACUUGGGAGGCUGAGGCAGGAGAAUUGCUUAAACCCGGGAGGCGGAGGUUGCAGUGAGCUGAGAUCAUGUCACUGCACUCCAGCCUGGGCGACAGAGCAAGACUCUGUCUCAGAAAAAAAAAAAAAAAAAAAAGAUUAGCCAGGUGUGGUGGGGCACACCUGUAGUCCCAGCUGCUUGGAAGGCUGAGGCAUAGAAUCGCUUGAACCCAGGAGGCAGAGGCUGCAGUGAGCCGAGAUCACGCCACUGCACUCCAGCCUGGGUGACAGAGUGAGACUCCCUCUCAAGAAAUAAAAAAUAAAAUGCAGGGCCGGGCGCGGUGGCUCAUGCCUGUAAUGCCAGCACUUUGGGAGGCCAAGGGGGGCAGAUCACGAGGUCAGGAAAUUAAGACCAUCUUGGCUAACACGGUGAAAUCCCGUCUCUACUAAAAAUACAAAAAAUUAGCCGGGUGUGGUGGCGGGCGCCUGUAGUCCCAGCUACUCGAGAGGCUGAGGCAGGAGAAUGGCGUGAAUCCAGGAGGUGGAGCUUGCAGUGAGCUGAGAUCGCGCCACUGCACUCCAGCCUGGGCAACAGAGUGAGAUUCCAUCUCAAAAAAAAUACCUACAUAAAAAAUAAAAUGCAUACGGUUGAGCUGAUGCUGCACAUGCAGUUUUUCCCUUAACUUUGUUUAUUUAUUUAUUUUGGAGACAGUCUUGCUGUGUCACCCAGGCGGGGGUACAGUGGCGCAAUCUCGGCUCACUGCAGCCUGCACCUCCUGGGUUCAAGCAAUUCUCAUACCUCAGCCUCCUGAGUAGCUGGGAUUACGGGCGCCCUCCACCAUGCCUGGCUAAUUUUUGUAUUUUUAGUAGAGACAGGGUUUCACCAUGUUGGCCAGGCUGGUCUCAAACUCCUGACCUCGAGUGAUGCGCCCGCCUCAGCCUCCCAAAGUGCUAGGUUUACAGGUGUGAGCCACCACACUUGGCCUUCUAACUUUAUUUUACAAGCAAAUCCUAAUGCUCUUUAAAACUUUGUGAAUGUCGUGUUUCAUGGCCGUCUUAUGCUCCAUCGUAUUACUGUCCAUAUUGAGUCUUGUGUGUUGCCUCUUUCAUUGGUUUCCGUUUUCUUUUUAAGAUGUAGACAGAGUAAUCUCUGUCAAAUUCAACUGGAGGCAAGGGCGGCAGGUUGGGGACAGAAACGGCUGUUGGAUUUGAUCACUGGAAGUUGGGCCGUGCGAGUGGGUGGGAGAUAUGGGCUGCACAGGGGCCUGAGCAACUCUCUGCACCCUUGGCUGCGUUGUGUGGUGAAGGAAAGGAAAGAAGAAAGCAGUUUGACAGGACAGUAGUUUUCUCCGAGAGGGUGAGUGAGGGGAUGAGCAUGUGGCAUGUUUACAGACUGGGAAAGGAGCCCACAGAGGGAGGAAGCCAGCAGUGAGGGAGUGAGGGCGCUGUGGGAUAAGGCUCUUCAGAAGGUGUGGGAAGUAGGCUUAGAAGCCCUUGGGGAGCUCAGCUCCAGAUGCAGAGGGAGAGUUUCCUUCUCAGGGGCAUGAAGGAAAGAAGAAGGGCAAGAAGGAAGAAAACUUCAGGGCAGAGCCCACGUGGGCGCCUCAUUCAAUGCCAGUAUCUAGGAGGGUGGGGGAUUUGUGGAGCACGUUUGUUACGUUUCCUACAAGAAUGGAUAAUAAUGUGGACUUACAUUUGGCAGUUUUUACACUUUUUUAAAUUACACUCUUUCAGUUGGAAAGAGUGAUGUGGUGUGAUAUUUAUUUAUUUAUUUAUUUAUUUAUUUGAGUUGGAGUCUAGCUCUGUCGCCCAGGCUAGAGUGCAAUGGCUCAAUCUCGGCUCACAGCAACCUUUGCCUCCCGGGUUCAAGCGAUUCUCCUGCCUCAGCCUCCUGAGUAGCUGGGAUUACAGGCGUGCGCCUCCACACCUGGCUAAUUUUUCUAUUUUUAGUAGAGACAGGGUUUCUCCAUGUUGAUCAGGCUGGUCUCGAACUCCCAACCUCAGGUGAUCCGCCCACCUUGGCCUCCCAAAGUGCUGGGAUUACAGGCGUGAACCACCAAGCCUGGCUGCGUGACAUGAUUUUUACUGAGAAGGAAACAAGGUGGGAGUGAGGGCUGGCCUCUGCCAAUCGUGGUGACGACAGGGACUUGAUUGGCCUGUGUGAUUAACCCACCCUGCGGCAUUUGCAGAACCUGCCUCCUCCUACCAUGCUGAAAAUGUGAUUGACUUGAUACUGAGGACGGGCCUGGGCGCUCCUGGGAAAGCACGGGGAGUGGAUGCAUUUAUCGGCCCAUGCUCUGUGCAGCUUCUGGCCUGAGCACAGCAACAGGAGGGUUCUGCAGGCAUUUCAACCAACAUGACACCUCUCCUGGCUUCACCACAGGUGAACCAGGUCUCUUGUUACUCUUCCUACUCUGGAAGGCCCAACGCAUCCUGAAGGGGAGUGACACCCUGGGGGUAAUUGAAACAACAUUUUAAAAAUAGCAAUGGCCAGGCACGUGGCUCACGCCUGUAAUCCCAACACUUUGGGAGGCCAAGGCAGGCAGAUGGCUUGAGACCAGCCUGGACAACAUGGUGAGACCCUGCCUCUACAAAAAAUACAAAAAAUUAGCUGGACAUGGUGUGCCUGUAGUCCCAGCUACCAAGGAAGCUGAGGUGGGAGAAUUGCUUGAGCCCAGGAGGUCAAGGCUGCAGUGAGCUAUGAUUGCACUUCUGUAUUCCAGCCUGGGUGACAGAGCAAAACCCUGUUUCAAAAAAAAAAAAAAAAAAAAGCAGUAGGGAGGGAAUGAGGACUGGCUGGUGCCCGGGCAGAGUCGCAGGGAAGAGAGGCCAAGAGCCAAAGCUGACCUCACUGUGUGGGUGCACUGGGGGCCCCUGCGAAGCUGACCUCACUGCGCGGGUGCACUGGGGGCCCCUGCGAAGCUGACCUCACUGCGCGGGUGCACUCGGGGCCCCUGCGAAGCUGACCUCACUGCGCGGGUGCACUGGGGGCCCCUGCGAAGCUGACCUCACUGCGCGGGUGCACUGGGGGCCCCUGCGAAGCUGACCUCACUGCGCGGGUGCACUCGGGGCCCCUGCGAAGCUGACCUCACUGCGCGGGUGCACUGGGGGCCUCCAUGAAGGGGUCGGUGAGGAGCUGGACAAAGAUCAGAGCAGGUUUGAGAGAGAAUGGGAAGGCAGAACCUGGAGCUUGCAAAUGAAGCAGUGGAGAGGGAUGUGGAUCGAUGUUUUGGUUUUUUUAAUGGAGCAGAUUACAGUUUACAGAUUGCUGAGAGAAUGGUCCAACAGAAAGUGAGGAGGAGGAAUGAGUCUAAUGUCUGUACGAAGCAACUAGAGUCUUGUUAAAAUGCAGAUUCCUUCAAACCCAGGGAUCCUGAAAAAAAGAAAAAUGCAGAUUCUCAGAGGGAGAGAGUCCAGGGGUGCGGGGGCCAGUCAAAAAAACUACCUACUGGAUACCAUGCUGAGUGAUGCGAUCCUUACUGCAGACCUCAGCAUCACGCGAUAUACCCAGGUAACAAACCUGCACAUGUACCCUCUGUAUUUAAAAUAAAAGUUGAAAUUAGAAACUAUUAAAGAUGCAGAUUCCCACCCACCCAGCCCUCCCCCCAGCAACCCCCAGCUGCUUCCAGCUAGUUCCCAGGGGCGGCCAUGGCUGCUGCAUUGAGUAGCUUCUUGUGCAUGAGGAGAAAUACUCGCGUUCACCCUGCCGGUUCCUCCGCAGCCUCAAGAGGGAAAGCUGAGCAGAAGGGUGCUGAGCAGGAGCUGGGGCCCUUGGUGCUGGGAGACACCAAGCUGUCUUCUAGGUGCUUCGACUUCUCAGUGAAAUAGGAAAGCAGGUGAUCAGCUGAGAGUGAGGAUGUGGUAUGGGAGGUCUGACGAGUUAGGGAAGGGUGAAAUAGUCCAUUAGGGGAGCAAAGGCCUGGGCAGUGCUUCUCAGGCCCCCACCUUGCUGGACACAGGUGGCUGGGCAGCCCCAGAGAGCUGGGCCUGUAGGUCCAGGGUGGAGUCUAGGAAUUUGCAUUUCCUUUGUUCUUUUCCUUUUUGUAAUGGUUUUACUGAGGUAUAAUUGGUACACAAAGCUGCACAUCCUUGAUAUAUACAGUUUGAUUAAUUCAGACAUAUUUGUGCUCCCAGGAAACUAUCACCACGGCCAAGGCAAUAAACACAUCCCUCGCCUCCAAAAGCAGGGUAUCUAAUCUUUUGGCUCCCUUGGGCCACAUUGGAAGAAGAAUGAUUGUCUUGGGCCACACAUAAACUACACUAUCACUAAAGAUAGCUGAUGAGCUUUAAAAAAAUAAAAAUCGCAAAACAUCUCAAUGUUUUAAGAAAAUUUACAAAUUUGUGUUGGGCCACAUUCAAAGCCACCUGGGCCACAGGUUGGACAAACUUGUCCAAAAGUUUCUUCCCACACCUUUGCUUUCUUUGUCUUUUUGUGGUAUUGUGUCCAGAAUUUAUUCCUUCUGGUGGGUUCUUGGUCUUGCUGACUUCAAGAAUGAAGCCACAGACCUUGCGGUGAGUGUUAUGAUCUUAAAGAUGGCACGUCCAGAGUUGUUUGUUCCUCCUGGUGGGUUCGUGGUCUUGCUGACUUAAGGAAUGAAGCCGCAGACCCUCGCAGUGAAUGUUACAGCUCUUAAGGGUGGCGUGGGCCCAAAGAGUGAGUAGCAGCAAGAUUUGUUAUGAAGAGCAAAAGAACAAAGCUUCCACAGUGUGGAAGGGGACCCAAGUGGGUUGCCGCUGCUGGCUGGGGGUGGCCAGCUUUUAUUCCCUUAUUUGUCCCCACCCACAUCCUGCUGAUUGGUCCAUUUUACAGAGUGCUGAUUGGUGUGUUUACAAUCCUUUAGCUAGACACAGAGCGCUGAUUGGUGCAUUUUUAUAGAGUGCUGAUUGGUGCAUUUACAGUCCUUUAGCUAGACAGAAAAGUUCUCCAAGUCCCUACUUGAUCCAGGAAAUCCAGAUGGCUUUACCUCUCAACCCACCCUCUAAACGGAACACCCCAACUGCUACUGGGAAUUGGGUGAUGACCAUUCUAGCUACUUCCUGCUGGAUAGGGGCAAAGAAGGGUCCCUGCAGUUGUAGUGUCCUCUAGAGGGGAACUCUUUAGGCCAGUCAAAGGGCCAGCAGGUUGGUCCAGGGGUCCUCAGUAGAAGUUGUUAGUUGAGCUCAUUUGGGGUUCCAUUUGUAAAACCAUCUGUAGCUUGAUGGCCUCGAUCCUAGAGGAAACAAAUUUGACAAAGAGGUUAAAAAUACAGGGCCCAAAGGUGAGUAAUAGAAAGAUGGAUGUCAUGGGACCUAGAAAGGGGAGAAGUCAUGUCACCCAACUCCAGAGGUUGGUAUAAGAGUUUGAAAGGCGUUGUCUGAUUUCAGAAGCCUUUUCCUGUAAACGCCAGGCGGCAUCUUGUACUAUCCCUGACUGGUUAGUGUAAAAGCAACACUCUUCCCCUAGGUUAGUGUAAAAGCAACACUCUUCCCCUAAGAAGGUGCAAAGUCCUCCUUUCUCAGCAGUGAGGAGGUCCAAGCCUCGGCAGUUUUGGAGAGUCGCUGCUGCCAAAGAGUCUAUUUGGGAUUGUAGUUACUAUCCUUACUGGAUAGAUUUUAUUUCUUGCAAGCUGUCUGAGAAAUCCUUUGAGAGUGUGUGGUAGUAGGAUAAUGAAGUAGAUAAACUGGCUAUUCCGGUUCCUGUAGCAGUGGCCAUUCCUAACCCUAUAAGUAGGGGUAUUAGUGUAUGGCUCUGCACUGAUGGACUUGAGCUUUGAGGGGCGCUGAUAGGGUCUGAUUUCCAUAAGAUUAGAGGUUAGGAUAAUACAUGUUACACUGUUAAGUUUUAGCAAACUUUACUUUUGUUGAAAACCUUAUAAGUUUGGGAUUUUAAUUUUUCUUUGCUAUUAAUAAAACCUCGUUCAGUCCAUAUUAUCUUAGAAAUGGUAUAGAUGGCUUCUUCCUGAUUCUGUAAGUACUUUAAAGUUUGGCUGAGUGCAAACAGCUGGCAGGUUUGAGCAGACCAAUUAUUAGGCAAUUUUCCUAACUCUGUUUCUUCAAGAGUUUCCUUAUCACUUACUGAAUACCCAUUGUGUCUUUUUUCCUUAAUCUCCGGGGAGGAACCAUCUAUGGUCCUGUCCUGAAGGAGUUCUUCCUAGGUCUGGUUGGACCUUUGUAUGGUAAUUAGUGAAGAUUUAGAUCCCCUGUUAGGAAACCUGCUGGGUUAAGGAUUUUUGAUAGGAAGGCUAUGGGUUGUCAGUGGCCUCAGUACUUUCAGGCUACGCCCUUGCUUACACUGAUAAAAGGGUGGUAUUGGAGUGUUAUAGGGUAACAGAGAAGACCUUCAAUUAUCAAUUAUAGGUUUUAAAUUUACCCUGGCUUUUAAAGGAAUAGGGUACACUGUUUUUUCUUUACUAUUUCCAUCUCUCUUUCUUUCUCUUUGACUUCUUCUUUGUCUUUCUCUCUCCUUCUGACUCCCUCUUUGUCUCUCCCUCUCUUUCUUUGACUUUCUGUUUCUCUCUCUCUGACUCUUCUUUGUCUGUCUCUUCCUCUCUCUCCUUCUCUCUUUGACUUUCGGCCUCUCUGUCUCUUCCUCUCUCUGUCUCCCUCUUUGACUCCUUUGUCUCUGUCUCUUCCUCUCUUUCUCUCUGUCUGUCUCUUUCUCUCCUUCCUUUCUGCUGGUCUUUCCCUGCCUCUGCCAGCCACUUAUGCUGCUGUUCUCCCCUCUCCUUCCCCUUUUUGAUGGCUUCGGCAGUGUAAGACUGCCACCUCCUUGGGUUUUUGCACUGCGUGCAAUAACUCCAUGAUUUCCUUGUGAUAUUUAAUGUGGUUCCCCAGAGGUUAGGAACCCCCUUUCUUUCCAUAUUGCAGCAUGGGCAUGUAGGAUUAGAUAAGCAUACUUGCUAUCUGUAUACACAUUUAUUCUCCUUUCCUUUCCCAGUUCUAAGGCUCGGGUAAGUGCCACUAGUUCUGCUAACUGGGCGCUGGUCCCUGGGGGAAGAGACUUACUUUCAAGUACUGUUACAUCACUAACAAUGGCAUAACCUGCCCUUCGUAUCCAAUUCUCCACCACAAAUGAACUUUCAUCAGUAUAUAGAUUAAGGUCAGGAUUAACUAAGGGGACUUCUAAGAGUUCAUCUCGGGCAGCAUAAGUCUGGACUCUAACUUGUUGGCAGUCAUGCUCGAUUGGUUCCCCAUCCUCUGGGAGAAAAGUGGCAGGGUUGAGGGCCGCACACAUACGUAUUUGAAGCACUGGUCCCUCAAGGAGUAGUGCCUGGUAUCUAGGUAGGCGGUUGUCUGAUAGCCAUAACUUCCUUUGGCACCUAUUAUGCCAUUUACAUCAUGAGUAGUCCAGACAGUGAGAUCCUUUCCUUGUAUUAUUUUGAUAGCCUCUAACACUGAGACGGCCACCGCUGCAACUACCCAUAAACAGUGAGGCCAGCCUUUUGCUACUAUAUCAAUUUCCUUACUUAGGUAUGCCACUGGUUGUGGGGUUGUCCCAUGAGUCUGAGUAAGGACCCCAAGAGCUAUUUCUGCUCUCUCUGUGAUGUAUAAAGAGAAGUUUUGUCCUGUGGGAAGGCUUAAGGCUGGAGCUUGAGUUUGUUCCUUCCAAUGCCCAGACUUCAGGGUUGAUUCCCUCCUCAAGCAGGGGACAACAAAUCAGUAACUUGUUCCCCAUAUUCAUGUAGAUAAUAGCUCUAGCCUUGGCUAAUAUGUCCCUCCCUAAUAAGGGUGUGGAACUUUCAGGCAUAACAAGAAAGUCAUGUGAAAAGAGCAAAGCAUCCGAAUUACAACUGAGGAGGUGGGAGAAAUACUUGGUUAUAGGCUGUCCCAGGAUUCCUUGGAUGGUAACAGACCUUAAGGACAGCUGUCUGGGACAGGAGAUUAACACUGAGCCUCAGAUGGUAACAGACCUCAAGGACAGCUGUCUGGGACAGGAGAUUAACACUGAGAAAGCCAUGCCACUGUCCAGGAGGAAGUCGAUUUCCUGGCCCUCAAUAGUUAAACAUACCUGGGGCUCAGUGAGGGUGAUGACAUGAGCUGGUGCUUGCCCUGGGAACCCUUGGUCCUGUUGUUGGAUCAUCUGGUUGGGGGCUUCUGGCCCAGAGAACCUUUGUCCUCUGGGGCAGUGCACCUUCCAGUGAUUGCCUCGGCAUAGUGGACAUGGGCGAGGGGGCAGCUUGUUUCUUGUUGGACAGUCUUUUUUAAGGUGUCCUUGCAAACCACACUGGUAACAAGCCCUACCAGGUGAUUGGCCUGCUCCAUUUUCUGUGCUCUCUGAACCACCAAGGUUGGUUUGUCUGAGGGCCAUGACUAAGGCUGCAGCCUUUCUCUGAUCUAAUGUUUCCUUUUCAGCCUGUUCCUCUUGGUCCUUAUCAUAGAACACUGAGGUUGCCAGGUUUAAUAAUGCCUCCAGAUUUUGUUCAGGGCCCAGGGCUCGCUUUUGGAGCUUUCUCCUGAUAUCUGUGGCUGAUUGGAUAAUAAACUUACCUUUUAGGAUCAAUUGACCCUCGAGUGAGUCGGGCAACAGGGGAGUAUAUUUUCUUAAGGCCUCCCGUAGCCGCUCGAGGAAGGCAGAAGGAUUUUCUUCCUUUCCCUGAGUUAUGGUGGACAUCAUCAAAUAAUUCACAGGCUUUUUCCUAAUUCUCCUUUGUCCUUCUAGAACACAGAUCAGCAGAUGUUUACAACUCCAGUACCCAUGGCCUGAGUCGAGGUCCCACUGGAGAUCCAUAAUGGGGACGGCUUGCUGACCAGUAGGGAAUUUGUCCCUUUCUUCGGCUGUCAUUCUAUCAUUUACUUGACUAAGAUUCCAGGUAUCUCCAAACUCUCGGGCUGCAGCUAAAGCCGCAUUCUUUUCAUUAAAGGCCAGGGUGUGAUCUAGCAAUAGCAUGACAUCUCUCCAGGUGAGAUCGAAAGUUUGCCCUGGACCCUGUAGGACAUCUAUAUACCUAUCAGGAUAUAUCUGAAAACUUACCCAGGUCUACCUUGAUCUGCUUUAAAUCAGAGAAGGAGAAGGGGACAUGUACCCGGGUUGGGCCAAGUUCCCCUCCCCAUACAGCUUGAAAAGGACAUAACCGAUAGCAGGGGUGGGGGGGAGGUUGUGGUCCCUUGGAGAUUUCUUUGCUUGUUUCCUUCUGGGCAGGGGAGGUUAGAGGAGGCUUAUCAUUAAUAGGAAGGGGCUAUAGGGAGGCUAGGAUCUGGGGGUAAGCUGAGAGGUCCUCUUGUGGGAUGUAAAUUGUAAGCUUUGCAUAGUUGUGGAUUCUCCUUAAAAGAAAGCUUGGACAUAAGGUAUUUCACUCCAUUUGCCUUCUCCCUUACAGAAAAGGUCAAGCUGCAGGAUAGUAUUGUAAUUUAUACUUCCCUCAGGUGGCCAUUUUUCCCCAUCAGAGAGAGAAUAUUGGGGCCAGGCUGUAGUGCAGGAAAAAAUGAGCCACCUCUUUUUCAGGGUUUGUGGGUCAAAUUGGUCCCAAUGGCUUAGAUGCAUUUCAAGGGUGAGCCUGUUGAUGCCUGAGUGUUUCCCAUCUGGGUCGCCAAAAUGUGUCCAGACUUUAUUCCUUCUGGUGCGUUCUUCGUCUCACUGACUUCAACAAUGAAGCCGCGGACCUCGCAGUGAGUGUUACAGUCUUAAAGAUGGUGCGUCCAGAGUUGUUUGUUCUUCCCAGUGGGUUUGUGGUCUUGCUGACUUCAGGAAUGAAGCCGCAGACCCUCACGGUGAGUGUUACGGCUCUUAAAGUUGGUGUGGACCCAAAGAAUGAGCAGCAGCAAGAUUUAUUAUGAAGAGCAAAAGAACAAAGCUUCCACAGUGUGGAAGGCGACCCAAGUGGGUUGCUGCUGCUGGCAGGGGGUGGCCAGCUUUUAUUCCCUUAUUUGUCCCCGCCCACGUCCUGCUGAUUGGUCCAUUUUACAGAGUGCUGAUUGGUCCACUUUACAGCGUGCUGAUUGGUAUGUUUACAAUCCUUUAGCUAGACACAGAGCGCUGAUUGGUACAUUUUUACAGAGUGCUGAUUGGUGCAUUUACAAUCCUUUAGCUACACAGAAAAGUUCUCCAAGUCCCCAUUUGACCCAGGAAGUCCAGCUGGCUUCACCUCUCAGUAUGAACCUUUAAUAUGAGCUCUGCCCUCUAACUUUGUGAGCGUACAGCACAGUAACAUUCACCUCAGGCCCGGUGCUGCCCACCCAUCUGGAGGACUGAUUCUUCUGGCACAGGGGAAACUUGAUCUGAAUUGAGGGCAGCUCCCCCUUCCCUCUCGUGUGGGAUCUGCAUGUCUCCCAAGUUCCACAGUAAUGCUGGUGUGGACACUGCGUUGGGGAGGCCUCGUGUUGAAAGCCCAUGGAGUCAGGGACGUGGCAGGAUCACUGGCUGUAUAGCGGCAGCUGAGGGUCCCUGUCCUGCAGUUUUCUCCAUCACAGUCAGCUGCUCCGGGACAGUAGGUGGAAAGUCAGAAUUCACUAAGAUGGGGACUUUUCCAGGCAAACAAAGCAGAAGGGUCAUUUAGCACAGUGUCUGGUACAGGGGAAAUGCCCAAAACACACAGCUUGUUACUAUCUAGCGCCAGCCUCCCCUUCCCUUCUUCCUUCCAACUGCGCAUGGGACUCUCCCUCUCUGACUGUGCAGCAUGUAGAGCCAGGCCCUGUGGCCAGCAGCCCUGAGUCCAGCUGUGGGACCUUGUGCUAGCUGCUUGCCCUCUCUGAGCUUCUGUUUCAUCUGUAAACUGAGAUGAUAAUAACUCUUUCUUCACAGAGUUGCUGGGAGCCUGAGCACCUUUCGUUUUUCGGCUCAGAGAAAGCCAAGUGCAACUUGCUUCAGUCAUCCUGAACCUGAGUUCAACCAACCGCAGCCACCUACGUUUGACCCCAGCGAGAUCAAAGUUGUAUAUCUGAGGUGUACCAGUGGUGAAGUCAGUGCCACAUCUGCACUGGCCCCCAAGGUCAGCUCCCUGGGUCUGUCUCCAAAAAUGGUUGCUGAUGACAUCACCAACCAUUGACUGGAAGAGUCUGAGGAUGAUAGUGAAACUGACCAGCCACAGCAGACAGGCCCAGAUUGAGGUGGUGCCUUCUGCCUCUGCCCUGAUCGUCACAACCCUCAGGAACCACCGACAGAAAGAAAGAAACACAAAAACAUGAAACACAGUGGAAGCACCACUUCUGAUGAGAUUGUCAACAUUGCCUAACAGAUGCAGCAGCAGUCUUUAGCCAGAGAACUCUCUGGAACCAUUAAAGAAUUCCUGGGGGCCGGUUGCGGUGGCUCAUGCCUGUAAUCCCAGCACUUUGGGAGGCCGAGGCGGGAGGAUCACGAGGUCAGGAGAUCGAGACCAUCCUGACUAACAUGGUGAAACCCCGUCUCUUACUAAAAAUACAAAAAAAUUAGCCAGGCAUGGUGGUGGGCGCCUGUAGUCCCAGCUACUCAGGAGGCUGAGGCAGGAGAAUGCUGUGAACCCUGGAGGCAGAGCUUGCAGUGAGCCGAAUAUGUGCCACUGCACUCCAGCCUGGGCAACAGAGCGAGACUCCGUCUCAAAAAAAAAAAAAAAAAGAAUUCCUGGGGCCUGCCCAGUCUGUGAGCUGCCAUGUUGAUAGUAUCACAGAUGAUACCAACAGUGAAGCUGUGGAAUGCCCAGCUAGUUAAAGAAUGCAAAGGAAAAUAUUUUCACAAAGCGUUAUCUGAUAACCAAAAAAAAAAAAAGACAUUUCAUCUAAGCCACUUAACACCGUGUCUCACAUGUAGUAAAUAAUAAAUGUCAAUGAUUCUCAAAGAACCCAGGAAUAGAAAAAGCAUUUAAUAAAAAUUAGCUCUUGGCAUAAUCUCUUCAUCCACGCCCAGCAGAGUCGUCAGAUGUCUUCCAGGUCCACAAGAAUUAAUUUCUCUGCCCGUGUUACUGCUUUGCACUUUGUAGCAAUUAUCCCAUGGUUCGCCUUAUGUUAGAACUAUUUAUAUAAGUGGUAGUCAAGGCCACUGAGUCAUGCAUCCCUGGAGGUCAGUUACUAUUUCUUUUUAUGAGACAGAGUCACUCUGUCGCCCAGGCUGGAGUGCAGUGGUACGAUCUCGGCUCACUGCAACCUCCGCCCCCUGGGUUCAAGUGAUUUUUCUGCCUCAGCCUCCCAAGUAGCUGGGAUUACAGGCUCCCACCACCGUGCGCGGCUAAUUUUUGUAUUUUUAGUAGAGACAGGGUUUCAUCAUGUUGGCCAGGCUGGUCUCAAACUCCUGACCUCAGGUGAUCCAACCGUCUCAGCCUCCCAAAGUGCUGGGAUUACAGGCGUGAGCCACCGCACCCCGCCUGGGUCAGUUACUAUAUCUUACGCACCUUACAAACCCCAGAAGGCUGCACACAGCUCCUGCACAUGGUAUGCCUUCAAGGAAUUACCCAUGGAUUUGAAUAAGGUUAUAUAUGAUGUGACACUCAUGCGCUUUAUUUCAUUUUUAAUAAGUUUAUAUUCUAAAAUAUUUGCUUCUGGGGAAAAAUAAUUCAGACAGUACAAAUAAAGAUUAUUCCAAAUAGGA